CCUCCCAUUUUGCUUAUUUCCAAUGCCCGAGAAGGGUUUCCUGAAAAUAUCAGCCGAUUUUGAUUUGGAGCCUCGCCGAGAAGAAGGAAGAAUUCAAUAGCAUCGUCGUCUCUUCGUUACGCGCGAUUUGUCAAUUUGUGUUUUCAUUUGAGUUACGGAGAAGUGUCCGAUGAGUUGAUACGUGUGUGUGCGUCUGUAUUUGUUGAUUUUCUUUCGUAAUUAGCAAAUUUGUGUGACCAUUUCCGAUGGCGCUUUCUCUUGGUAAACUCACCAUCAUCGUCGGUGCUGGUGUUCUGGGGUCUGUUCUUGCCAAAGAAGGCCGGAUGCCCAGUGUAUCUGAUUUUUUCUCAGGUGCAUUUAAGAUUGGCUUGAAGCAACUUAAACAAGAUGAUUCAAAAACUUCAACCUCCAAACCAAGAACUGAUGCAUUGAUGCAACAGGUUAACAGUCUGCGUGAGGAGCUGCAACUAUUGGCAUCCAAUAGAUCUAUUACAAUAGUUACUGGAGAUAGAUCAGGUUCUGGAAAAUAUGGAGUAGUUGUCAUUGUUGUCGUUGUUGGCUAUGGCUAUGUUUGGUGGAAGGGAUGGAAGCUUACUGAUAUGAUGUUUGCCACAAGGCGUGGGCUAAAUGACGCAUGUGCUUCUGUAGCUAAGCAGCUUGAGAAUGUUUAUGCUUCAGUUUCGGCCACCAAGAAGCAUUUGUCCUCAAGAAUUGAUCGUGUAGAUUGUAAAAUUGAUGAAUGUGCUGAUAAUACUGCUGCAACAAAGGAUGAGGUCAAUGAGCUGCGCGGGGAUGUGAAGUUGAUAGGGGCCGAUGUUCAAUCUGUUCAUCAUGUAGUGCAAUCUCUGGAAAGCAAAAUUAGUAGGAUUGAAGGAAGACAGAAUGAAAUGAAUUUUGGAGUGGGGAAGUUGGUUGGUUUCGUGAGGAAUCUUGAAAGUAGCAGAAGCAUGGAACAUAUCGAGGGUGCUGCGAGGCCCGCUAUUGAGUCGUCCCCGGUAUCUCCAUCAAGGACUGUGUCUUUACCCGCCACUCUACUCGAGCCCCCGUCGCCUUCUUCUUCGGGUAGUGGCUCCGAGAGAAAACAAGCCUCGGUCUCGGCCUCUAGUUCUUCACAGAGCAAUACUUCUGGUUCAGGCCUGAAGGAUCUUCACGGAAUGCCUAAUGAUAUUGGGUUGUCGAGGCUACACACCAGUCCGGGUUUGAACAGCAUCAACACAUCAUCGGAAGAAACAAACAUCGACAACAGCUCAGGCGCUGGCCUCUUUGGCAAAAGAUUCUCCGGAUUUGGAGCAUCGUUGCUUACAAGAAGCCGCAUCAAGUAGGAAGAUGUAGGUCGUGACGAUAAAAUAUGACAUUGUACGGUACUCACUCGACCUGCUAUAUCCUAUUUGUUGUUGCCGAUUUUUGUAGAGCCUACGACCUUUUCGGAGUUCCGGUUGGUUCUUUAGGAAAUGUUAUCGAGGUGGAACGGCCCGUAAGAAUAAAAUCGAAACCUCGAAUUUUGGCCUGUUUUACAAAGGGUUUUCAUAAAACUGCCAUGUAAAUGAAUUUACUACUUAUUACAUGAUUUGUGGUGAUGGCAAGUGCAGUAGACUUUUAUUAUACUGCGUUACUCUAUAGUUGGUGAGGUUUGGACA
Andrographis paniculata is the source of this 1637-nucleotide messenger RNA. RefSeq lists its product as uncharacterized. Bases 246 to 1322 code for a protein of 358 amino acids. The transcript has 13 exons. NCBI's taxonomy places the organism in Eukaryota, Viridiplantae, Streptophyta, Magnoliopsida, Lamiales, Acanthaceae. The record is from RefSeq and is a predicted model, not a curated record.